AUGCGUUUCCUCUCCUUCCUGGCCCUCUCCCUUUCAACGGCCAUAACAGCAGUCAACGCCUACCCAAUCAGUGGCAACGACGUCCGCUGCCGCUCCGGUCCAUCGACCAGCGACAAGAUCGUGAAAACCUACAAAAAAGCCCACGAAGUCAAAAUCUCCUGCCAAACAACCGGCACCACCAUAUUCGGCAACAACAUCUGGGACAAAACCACCGACGGCUGCUACGUCGCCGACUACUACGUGAAAACCGGCAUAAACGGCUACGUGACCAAGAAAUGCGGCUCCAGCGGCGGUGGUAGCGGCGGCGGCAGCGGCUCCAGCAAGGGCAAGGCGAUUAUCUCCGCCGCGCAGAGUAAGAAGGGUCUCCCCUAUGUCUGGGGCGGUGGUGGCUGCUCUGGUCCGUCGAAGGGUGGGUUUGAUUGCUCUGGUCUGACGCAGUAUGCUAUCUGCAAGGCUUUGAAGAAGACUAUUCCAAGGGUUGCGCAGGAUCAGUAUAACUCAAAGCUGGGGAAGAGGGUUAAGCGGUCGGCUGCUAAGCCUGGUGAUUUGCUUUUUUGGGGUACGAAUGGGAAUUGUAAGAGUGGGGUUGUUCAUGUGGGCAUUUUCAUUCGUGAUGGGUGGAUGAUCAAUGCUGCUCGGACGGGGACGCCGGUUAGGGAGCAGGCUAUUUGGACUUCUUAUGGUGGGGAGAAGAUUUGUCCUUAUGUUAUGAGAUUUACUUGA
Molecule: messenger RNA, 723 nt
Organism: Penicillium bovifimosum
Lineage: Eukaryota; Fungi; Ascomycota; Eurotiomycetes; Eurotiales; Aspergillaceae
Exons: 2
Coding region: 1-723 (240 amino acids)
Source: RefSeq, a predicted model, not a curated record